This is a messenger RNA of Panthera uncia (snow leopard), 3335 nucleotides long. RefSeq names its product SEC22 homolog C, vesicle trafficking protein (gene SEC22C). Gene Ontology annotation, biological process: endoplasmic reticulum to Golgi vesicle-mediated transport. The record is from RefSeq and is a predicted model, not a curated record. The coding region runs from base 1932 to 2843 and encodes 303 amino acids. Lineage: Eukaryota; Metazoa; Chordata; Mammalia; Carnivora; Felidae. The transcript is spliced from 7 exons.
AUCUUCAUUGCAAGUAUUCUUUUUUUUUUUCUUUAAAGAGAGAGAGUGUGUGUGCGUGAGUGCACACCAGCAGGGGAGGGGGCAGAAGGAGAGGAUGAGAGAAUCUUAAGCAGGCUCCGUGCCCAGCACAGAGCCCAUCUCAGAGCCCUUCUUGGGGGCUUGAUCUCCCAACCAUGAGAUCAUGACCUGAGCCAAAAUCGAGAGUUGGACGCUGAAUUUACUGAGCCACCCGGACACCCCUUAAUUACAACUAUUCUUAAACACUCCUCUACGUGCCUUGCAGAAUAGUUACAACUUGCAUGCACUGAAAUAACACUGUUCUUAAGGUAGCAAGCAAGUUGUCGUUCUUGUUUUGCUCCUAAGGCCUAGUCUCAAGUUGAUCUUAUAGUCUUCCCCUGUCUCUAUCAGGGCUUUGUGCCUGUAAGUCUUUAAAAUUUUGUUUCUAGGGGCGCCUGGGUGGCUCAGUCGGUUAAGCGUCCGACUUCGGCUCAGGUCAUGAUCUCGUGGUCCAUGAAUUCGAGCCCCACGUGGAGCUCUGUGCUGACAGCUCAGAGCCUGGAGCCUGCUUCGGCUUCUGUGUCUCCCUCUCUCUCUGCCCCUCCCCUGCUCAUGCUCUGUCUCUCUCUGUCUGAAAAAUAAAUAAACAUUAAAAAAAAUUAUUUCUAAAUUAAAUAUUUCAAGCAUUCCCGAAAGUAUAAGAAGGUCAUGAGAUUAGCCGCAACACACCCAAUCCCUGAUGACCUCUUUGGUACCAGAGGCCUCAGCGUUGGCCAAGCAGCUGGGGUGCGGCCCACAUGGCCUUCUGGCAGUUGGCAGGGCCUGCCACUGGUGCUGGGAACAUAGCAAUUUUGUGUGUGGAGGUAUUUUUCCUGGGGCUUUUCACAUGUUUACUCUUGAAUGGAAAGUGUGGGGAGAUGGGACAAAUGGACUUUGUAGGAUCUGUUGGCUAGUAGACCAAGUUUUCUUUUUGCUUUCUCUUGUUUUUAUACCACUGCAGUCUCUUCAUGGGUAAAAUGGGAAGAAUUAUUCAUUUAUGCAUUCCAGAUAGGGUGUUUAUUCUUAGAACCUACACUUAGGUAAUGGAAAUGAAAAAUUAGUAAAAUAGAGAACAAGGAGAUAGGGUCUCUGAGAAUUCGGAGGAGGUGGAAGACUUCCAGCCAGACAAGCCUGGGAAGGGGUCAUGGAAAGGGUGGCUGCGGAUUUGGAUAUGGGGAGAUCAGAGGAGGAACAGACAGAGGAAAAGAAUCCGUAGAGGCACAGAGGUGAAGAGAGUAGUGUGCAUCAUGGGGGUUCCCCUUUCCUACUCCUUGUAGGAGUUGAGAGGCCAAAUAAGGUGACGUAUUUGGAGUUCUUUGAAAGAAAAGCCCACCAAUGUGUAUACCUAUUCCCAUCCUAUCAAGUAGAGGACCUCACGAACAAAAUCUGUGAAACGGGAUGUGUGGGUGCAUGGAAAGACCCAUUAAAGCUGCGUUCGCCACCUCACUGACCCCUGGUUGUGGGGCUGCCACGGCCUACGUGUGUAGGUUAUGGCCUGUGCAAGCACCUGCAGAGUUUGCAGAUGGGGCCAAAACCCAGCCAGGCUCUGCCAGGCUCUCUUUUCACCCUGAGAAGCGUUUUGGUCUGAUUUGCCAAAGGCACCACGAGGGCUCAAGAUCUGAUUCCUUUUGUUGCUUAAUAGUGCCCACAUUUCAUGGCCAAAUAUUGAGUAACUUACUGUAGUAUAAUUUGCUAAAUGAUUUCCUUUAGCCAUCUGUAGGGACUCAGUCAUCAUUUUGAAGACUGGCUUGGGAUCAAACACUUGGAGAAAUUCAGGAGGACAUGCUAUUCUCCCUCGGUUCCAUUUUUACCUUCUGUUCUCCUUGCCACCAACUUCUGGUUGGAUGCUCAGAAUCCCUCUACUGCAGGUGUCCUCAUGACUUCCCCUGCAGACCAUGUCUAUGAUCCUUUUUGCCUGUGUGGUGAGGGUGAGGGAUGGACUGCCCCUCUCGGCCUCCACUGACUUUUACCACACCCAGGAUUUUCUGGAAUGCAGGAGACGGCUCAAGACUUUAGCCUUGCGACUGACCCAGUACCCAGGUCGAGGUUCUGCAGAAGGACGUGACUUCAGUAUACAUUUCUCUUCAUUGGGGGAUGUGGCUUGCAUGGCUAUCUGCUCCCGCCAGUGUCCAGCGGCCAUGGCCUUCUGCUUCCUGGAGACCGUGUGGUGGGAAUUCACAGCUUCCUAUGACACCACCUGUAUUGGCCUAGCCUCCAGGCCAUACGCCUUUCUUGAAUUUGAUAGCAUCAUUCAGAAAGUGAAGUGGCAUUUUAACUGUGUAAGUUCCGCUCAGAUGGAGAGCAGCUUAGAAAAAAUUCAGGAGGAGCUUGACUUCCAGCCUCCAGUGGUUCUCACUGUGGAGGACACAGAUAUAGCGAAUGGGAUAAUGAACGGUCACACACAGAUACACUUGGAGCCUGCUCCUAAUUUCCGAAUGGAGCCAGUGACAGCCCUGGGUGUCCUUUCGCUCAUUCUCAACAUCAUGUGUGCUGCUCUGAACCUCAUCCGUGGGAUUCACCUCGCAGAACAUUCUCUACAGGUUGCCCACGAGGAAAUUGGAACUAUUCUGGCUUUUCUUAUUCCUUUUGUAGCCUGUAUUUUCCAGUGUUAUUUGUACCUGUUCUACAGUCCAGCCAGGACUGUGAAGGUGGUGCUGAUGCUGCUCUUUAUCUGCCUGGGCAACAUGUACCUGCAUGGGCUAAGGAACCUCUGGCAAAUCCUUUUCCACAUAGGAGUGGCUUUUCUGUCUUCAUAUCAGAUACUGACCAGGCAGCUUCAGGAGAAGCAGUCUGACUAUGGAGUAUGAAGAUGACAUCAUGUGAUGAAUGGAUCCUUUCGUUUUCUUGUGAGAGUCACCUCUGUUUCCCUUUUUGCUUCUCGACUUCACCUCGAGUUUCCAUCCUUGAAGUUCCUUUCGACCAAACCAGAGUGAUACCGAAAGUUGGGGAUUUUUAACAGGAGCGAUGGAAAGCACGAGGUCGCCCCAGCCCCGGUUUUGUGCUGGGCAUCAUGGCGGAAUCUCCAGUUCAGCACAUUUACUUAGGACAGCAGAAUCUGGGGGCUCAUUCAGAAGGAGCAUUAUUAGAAGAUCAGAAUGGAAUUAUUUUGGUCUUUUAAAUUGAAUGAUGCAAUAAACCACUAGAUUCAAUAACACUAGGUUUAGUAACUGGCGGUUGUCUCUGAGGAACCACUUUAAAACCCACAUCAGCUUUUCAGUCUAAAUGGGACUUGGUUAGUUUUUUGUAGAGGGUCAAUACAGGGUGAAUUAAACAUUUUAAAAUAUGGUUCGUAAGUAUAA